Perkinsus marinus ATCC 50983 is the source of this 300-nucleotide messenger RNA. RefSeq lists its product as hypothetical. The transcript has 4 exons. Lineage: Eukaryota; Perkinsozoa; Perkinsida; Perkinsidae. Bases 1 to 300 code for a protein of 99 amino acids. The record is from RefSeq and is a predicted model, not a curated record.
AUGCACGCUCAUGCUGGCAGGCUUGAGGAGACCAGCGCUGAGAGUGGUAAGAAAAGUUGCGGCAGUUUGUGGGCUCAGCUCUACGACUACUUGCCAGCCCUCCCCUGCCUCGACGGAGACGUCAGAGAGAUCGCUCUCGCGGCGCUAACCAGGGGAGUGCUGGUGGCGAAAUUCCAUUCUAAGAAUGGUCGUCGCGUCUCUCGUGUAUUGAGAAUUAUCAAAACUCCUCAGUGGGCGUCUAUCCCUCAUCAUUUCGUUUAUCAAGAGGAGACUUGCCCGGGAGGGGAUGACGUUCAAUGA